Molecule: messenger RNA, 3268 nt
Organism: Pseudophryne corroboree (corroboree frog)
Lineage: Eukaryota; Metazoa; Chordata; Amphibia; Anura; Myobatrachidae
Gene: SKOR2
Product: SKI family transcriptional corepressor 2
Exons: 9
Coding region: 418-2619 (733 amino acids)
Biological process (GO): negative regulation of BMP signaling pathway; negative regulation of transcription by RNA polymerase II
Cellular component (GO): transcription regulator complex; nucleus
Molecular function (GO): RNA polymerase II cis-regulatory region sequence-specific DNA binding; SMAD binding; DNA-binding transcription factor activity, RNA polymerase II-specific
Source: RefSeq, a predicted model, not a curated record
GGUAAUGGAUGGGCACAGAGCUGGCUGACUAAUAGUAGGCGUUCAGGAUCACACUCAGGCAAAGGGAUGUGUGUGUGGAGGAAAGUGACUAGAGCUUCCAGAGAGUAGAUCAGAGGAAGCAGACAAUAGACUGACACCAAUGGGACAAGUGGGCUGGAUGACAGUGGGCAGCAGGAGCUGAUGUGCCCUGUGCCACCUUCUCCUGGUCAGCUGCAGGACAGGUACUGCACCUUACUGCCCAGCUCAGGACAGCCUGCGUCUGCAGCAGCGACACCGCCUCUAAUUGCCAAGAUUGAUUCCUGCUAUUUAAACCUGCGAUUGUAAUUGAAGGCUGGAUGGUGAGCACUUCGCCCCCUGACCAGGCAGAUUGAGCCAUCAACCUGACCAAAGAAGUUACUGGAGUUGUCACCUGUAGAGAUGGCCACCAGCCCACUAACAGUAACUAAUGACAUUCUCCUGACCUCUCCUCCAAGCACCUACCAGCAAGACUCCAUUGGCCAGACCAGAGUCACCCACUCCAGCAUGAAACCAAACCAAGUCAGCCAGGUCAUUCUUUAUGGUAUCCCCAUCGUCUCACUGGUCAUCGAUGGUCAGGAAAGGCUGUGUCUUGCUCAGAUCUCAAACACCCUACUAAAGAACUAUAGCUAUAAUGAGAUACACAACAGACGGGUGGCCUUGGGCAUCACCUGCGUACAGUGUACCCCGGUGCAACUUGAAAUCCUGAGAAGGGCUGGGGCUAUGCCCAUAUCUUCUAGAAGAUGCGGCAUGAUCACUAAGAGGGAGGCAGAGAGACUGUGCAAGUCCUUCCUAGGAGAGAACAGACCCCCAAAGCUCCCAGACAACUUUGCAUUUGAUGUCACUCAUGAAUGUGCAUGGGGCUGCAGGGGGAACUUCAUCCCAGCAAGGUACAACAGUUCCAGGGCAAAGUGUAUUAAGUGUACCUACUGCAACAUGUACUUCUCUCCAAACAAGUUUAUCUUCCACUCACACCGAACACCAGAGGCAAAAUACACCCAGCCAGAUGCUGCCAACUUCAACUCUUGGAGAAGACACUUAAAACUCACAGAUAAGACUCCUCCAGAUGAAAUGGUGUUUGCCUGGGAGGACGUCAAAGCCAUGUUUAAUGGUGGGAGCCGGAAAAGGGCUUUAUCUCAUGGACACUGUCACUCACUGAGUUCUGUAAAGUCGACCAAUGGGGUCUUGCCACAUAUGAUCGGUCAAGAUCUCAACCAGAAAAGGCCACGGUUUGAAGAAGAGGAAGAGAUAGAGCCUGCUAACAUCCCAAGCAAGAGCCAGAGAAGUUACCCAGUUAUCCCAGUCCCUAGCAAAGGGUUUGGUAUGCUGCAGAAGUUCCCUGGAAGCACCCUCUUCCCAAGUCCAUACACCUUCCCUGCCUUUGGCCUGUGUCAGAAGAAAGAUGACACAGAGGCAGUGAAUGGGCAGAAAACCAGCGCACUGUCAGGACUGUUCUGGCCUGGUAGGAAAGAUGCAUUUUAUCCCCCUUUUUGUAUGUUCUGGCCACCAAGAACCCCUGGUGGUCUCCCUGUCCCUACUUAUCUCCAGCCUCAGCCCAGUGCCCUUACCUCCAUCACAGACAAUCCAACACUCAGACAGGCCUUCUUGGAACUGGCUGACCAGAGUGAUGCCAGCAGCCUCAGCAACACUGGAGACAACCUGUUUGAGACUGAGUGCUCCAGCUCUCCAGCAUCUGGUGACAUUAGACCUUCACCUGAGGCCAGGGCAACAACCACCUUGGAUGUACCACCGUUCCCAAUCAGGAAACAAAGCUACCACUCAGCCUUCAGGCCAGUGGUGAAAGACACAGAGAGCAUUGCCAAGCUUCAUGGCAGCAACCUGGAAGACUUCCCAAGUGAAAGGCACGUCUCACCCGGAACCAGCUGCAGCUACCAAAGUGACAGCUCAGACUCCGAUGAAGAGCAGGACGUAGACGUGGAAACCAACAGGCAGCCUGGAGAAGAAGAAGAAGAAGAGGAGACCCUCAGCAGCCAGUUUCUACAGAGCAGGGGGUUAGCAGAGAGCAGUGAAAAAAACUGCAAAUCCAGAUCCCCCUUCCCUGGGUCUAGAAACGAGGCCCAGGCAGAGAAAACUGACAGCACGGAGCAUCCUCCGUCCACCCCAAAAGAUUCCAGCCCCCGUCAUACAUCACUGGAGGAGCCUUGCUACAAAGAAACGCAAAAAAGCAAAGACGACACUGGCAACUUAUCCUCAAAAGAAGAUUUGUACCCAGAUAAAAGCAAGGAGAUGCAUCUAUACGUGGCAGAAUCCGACACGUCCGGCAGUGAAUUCUGGAGAGAAAUACCAGGAGAAGCCAGUCAGGAAAACAGCACAUCGCACCCACUGAAGAAGGACGUAGGAAGUAUGGGAAAAGAAGAACUACAGAAAGUUUUGUUUGAGCAGAUAGAUCUGAGGCGGAGGCUGGAGCAGGAAUUCCAGGUGUUAAAGGGGACCCCGUCCUUUCCCGUAUUCAAUAACUUCCAUGACCAAAUGAAGCGUGAGCUGGCGUACAGAGAAGAAAUGGUCCAGCAGCUACAAAUUAUCCCGUAUGCUGCAAGUUUAAUAAGGAAAGAGAAGCUUAGUACCCACCUGAGCAAAAGCUAAAAGCCGAGACUGCAGCUGCUGCAACAACAACACUUUUUGUAAAAUAACCAAAUCCUCCAACUUGUAUAAAUUCCGAAAAGCAAAGAAAUCUGGUUGGGACAAAUGGCUCAAUGACUUCCAAGGACCUUUAAGUGAUCAUAGACACUUUUCUGUCAUUGCAUCUAGCAGCUAAUUAUUAGUAGACAACAGAAAACCAUGUCUGUGUGGACCUACUGGUGGAACCAAAGUACGUGUGACCAUUAAACAUGCACUAUACCUCCGGAGGACAGGACGUUGUCUAUGACGCUGCUACCGGAGGUGGACAGCGGCUGCACUUAAUCUGGAUACUGAAUCUCUAGGCUGCAUUAAGAACAAAACUGUAUUCUGCAUCCACCGCUGAUCAAAUGCUGCUGUAGGACGGGCCAAGGUCAAGUUUACGUCUCCGGCCCCAAUGAUGUCCGGCGUUGGCCCCUCCGUCAUCUUACUCUGCCUGCUGUAUGGGUUAAACUGUAUCAUUCUGGAAAUAUUUUACAGUUUAAUAUUAAGUGUAAUUAAGAAUAUAAUCUGUCAUCCCAAAAGUAUUUAUGACUGUUCUUGUAGUUUCUUUAAUAUUUAUGUGGACGAGAAUCUAUAAUAAAAGCUAUCAAGUGUUACUUGGGUUUUCCAUCAA